UUUGUAUGUGCCUUCACAAAGGCCUGUAAUACGCCUGCAGUCCUGCGCUCAUACGACACCGAGGACGCGGUUGACUCAUUGUCGACGUCGAAUUGUAAGAUUUGGGAAGCUGCACGGGCGACAUCGGCUGCAGCGACGUUCUUCAAUCCCAUCACCGUUGGUUUCCAGGAAUAUGUAGAUGGUGGGACUGGACAUAACAAUCCCGUCGAGAUCGUGCUGGAAGAAGCCAAGUCGAUCUGGAAAGAUGCUGCCACAAGGAUCCAGUGUCUAGUCAGUAUUGGCACCGGCGUGCCGGAUCCUAAAGAUUUUGGUGACAAUUUGAAAGAGGUAGUUGAAACGCUGAAGGCCAUCUCCACCCAGACUGAGGCGACUGAGAUGCGCUUCUGCAAAAAUGCAAAGAGCUUGGGUGUUGGUGGGCGGUACUUCCGGUUCAAUGUCACUAGAGGUCUUGGGGAUAUUGGUGUCGAUGAGCAUGACCAGAAGAGCUUGAGCGGUAUUGCAGUGGCAUCCGAGCGUUAUCUGAAAGAGCCAAUGGUCGGAGAACGAGUUCAGAAGUUCUUAUGCGCUAGAUCGGAGCAACACGGUACGUGA
Dichotomopilus funicola is the source of this 591-nucleotide messenger RNA. Its product is annotated as calcium-independent phospholipase. Gene Ontology annotation, biological process: arachidonate metabolic process. The record is from RefSeq and is a predicted model, not a curated record. Gene Ontology annotation, cellular component: membrane. The transcript has a single exon. Lineage: Eukaryota; Fungi; Ascomycota; Sordariomycetes; Sordariales; Chaetomiaceae. The annotation marks the transcript as partial.